Messenger RNA from Drosophila erecta, 1014 nucleotides. RefSeq names its product male-specific protein scotti. Lineage: Eukaryota; Metazoa; Arthropoda; Insecta; Diptera; Drosophilidae. Gene Ontology annotation, biological process: sperm individualization. The transcript has a single exon. The coding region runs from base 164 to 634 and encodes 156 amino acids. The record is from RefSeq and is a predicted model, not a curated record.
UUCAGUUCUAAAACAAACUCAGACACUACAACUACCAAACAGCACAACUGAUACUACAGAAAAAAAACAUCGUAUUGAAAAGCAGAAACUCACAAAGCUGCCGUAUUUAUUGUUCAAUUUUUUGGUUGUUUUUUUCUUUUUGUUUCUGUGACUGUUCCUUGCAAUGGACACACUACACGAACACGAAGCCGGGAAUCUCUACGAGGAGCAGCGAGUCGAUCGAGUCGGCGACGCGUUGACUGCAGAUGCGGGCGACGAUGCGGACACAUUGGAGGAUGGACAGCAGCAGCAGCAGCAGCAGCAUCAGCAGCUCCUGGGAGUCAAUCGGCAGAUGGCCAUACUCCUGGACGCUCCUCAAGAGCCACCGAUGGCGGUGUUUCCGGCGAGAGGAGGGCUAAAUGGACCGCCACGUCUGCGCAAGAAACGGAGUUUCUACACCAUGGUCAAGCCAUCUCCGCCAUGCGAGAGCCAGGAGCCGGAAAUGUGCCUCCUGCUGGCCAGUGUCACGCGGGCAAUGCGCCAAGUUCGGGAGGAUCAGCGAGGCGAGUACUUUGCAAAUUACCUGGUCGAGAACAUGACCAGUCAGAACUAUCCGAAUGGUGUGGGUCUGCCACAGCAUUGGGGUGAGUUCUGAUUCGCCAUAGUUCACCCAUAGAUCGUUGAUCAGAAGGAGCUCCCUUGGACCGCGGAAGAUCGAGCCAGCUCAUUGGGAACCCACCUUACACUAUGUACACAUCCAUAUCCGCCACCCACUUGAUAUGCAUCCUUACACCACAGAUAUCUUUCCUCCUAGACCACACUCCAAAAAAAAAGGUUACUUACUUGGGGCUUAAAACUGUUUGCGGUUCAAUCUUGUUCAAUAAACAACACGGCUUAGCAAACUUCUAUUUUCAUAUUUGGUUUUCCAGUUACUGUUUUCCAAAUUUAUUCCACAAUUGUUAACAAACCACAAGAGGUAUAAGCAACAAAAAAAGUUGAAAGUUAAUAAAAGCGCUUUCUGUUGAUAAAAUUGUC